Molecule: messenger RNA, 1044 nt
Organism: Caenorhabditis briggsae
Lineage: Eukaryota; Metazoa; Nematoda; Chromadorea; Rhabditida; Rhabditidae
Gene: Cbr-str-193
Product: Protein CBR-STR-193
Exons: 6
Coding region: 1-1044 (347 amino acids)
Biological process (GO): olfactory behavior; G protein-coupled receptor signaling pathway
Molecular function (GO): G protein-coupled olfactory receptor activity
Source: RefSeq, a predicted model, not a curated record
AUGUUGACAGAAGAGUGGUAUGAGCUCGAGGGAUGGACCCAGGACAUCUGUGGUAUCAUUUCAAUCGUGAACAACUUAUUCUUGAUGUAUCUGAUUCUAAUAAAGUCUCCAGUUGCACUCGGAUCAUAUAAAUGGUUGAUGAUGUUCACUACUUGCUUCGAGUUGGCUUACGCCCUUGUCAACUUGAUUGCUGGAUCUUCCGUCCGUACUUUUGGCUCUGCUUGGAUCGUCUUCCAAAAGUCUCGAUAUCGUCAUGAAAUCACACUAUUCCUCAUCGUAGUUUACUGCGCCUGUUUCGGAUUUUCUCUUGCGAUCAUCGCUUGCCAUUUCGUUUUUCGAUACGGAUCCGUGGAGCUUGAGUUCCGCAAUAAGUACCUAUCGGGCUACAAACAAAUCUUCCUCUAUGUUUUUCCUUUUUUCAUCAGCAUUGUUUGGGGUAUCAUUUGUUGGGUAUACUGUGGAGAGACUCCCCAGAGAACUGAUUAUUUACGGAAUAAAAUGAUGGACAACUAUCACCUGAAAAUUGAAGAUGUUGGAUACGUCAGCUCAUAUUAUUGGCCUGUGGAUGAAAAUGGUCAGGUACAUCCCGAUUUCGAUUCCUUUUUUGGAACUUCUCUGAUGUGGGUCAUUGUGGGAAUAUCUGUUAUGAGUGUUUUAUACUUUGGAAUCGGAUGUUACACAUGGAUUAGCAAGAAGCUGGAGUUCAUGAGUUCGCAAUCAGUUGCUAUGAAAUCACUUCAAAAACAACUAUUCAAUGCUCUAGUAGUCCAAUCGGCCAUCCCAUUUAUUCUAAUGUAUGUCCCUAUUGGAAUGGCUUUCGUUUUCCCAAUGCUCAAUAUUGAGCUAAAUUUGAAAUAUCCGUUCAUCUCUCUAACCGUUGCCAUAUACCCAGCAAUUGACCCACUUCCAUCAAUUCUAAUUAUUGCUAGUUAUCGCAAAGCUUGUAUUGAUAUGAUCAGAAGUUUGAAAUGUUGGGGAGACAAGGGAAAAGUGACUGCAAAUAACACAAGAGUCGAUUCAAUUGCCAUGUUUACUAUUAAAUGA